Messenger RNA from Photinus pyralis (common eastern firefly), 2139 nucleotides. RefSeq lists its product as uncharacterized. The coding region runs from base 1 to 2139 and encodes 712 amino acids. The transcript has 3 exons. The record is from RefSeq and is a predicted model, not a curated record. NCBI's taxonomy places the organism in Eukaryota, Metazoa, Arthropoda, Insecta, Coleoptera, Lampyridae.
AUGAAAACAUUUCAAACGAGAAAUGCCGUAAUUGAUAUCGGCACCAAUCUUAAAAAGUGGUACAAGGAGAACGUUUUUGAUAAACUGCAAGCCAAGUUGGAAAAUUUUUCCGAAAAACAGUCCGGUUGGGCGUUAAGUGAAGUGCUAUUUGUCAAAAUCAAUAUUAACAAUUACGCUCCCAUCAAAGAUAGUCAGGUAAUACCUGUAGUUUUUCAUAAUCUGAGCGGCUACGACGUUCAUUUUAUUAUUAGAGAGCUUGCGACCGGGGUCAUUCCCGGCGAAAUCAAACUUUUACCCGUAAACAAGGAGAAAUAUAUCUCGUUCACAAAAUUUAUGAGUAGCAGUAUAGAUAAAUUGUCCUCAUAUUUGGAGAAUGACAAAAAAACCCUUAUAAGAUUGCAUAGCGACAACGCGAAUGAAUUUGGUUUGUUAACGCGUAAGGGCAUAUUUCCGUACGAUUAUGUCGACUCAUGGGAGAGGUUAAACGAGCUAGAGUUACCGCCUAGAGAUGCAUUUUUUAGCAAUUUGAAAAACGAAGCGGUAAGCGAAGCCGAUUACGAGCACGCGCUUAACGUAUGGAAUACAUUCAACAUUAAAACAUUAGGAGAUUAUUCCGACCUUUAUUUAAAAACGGAUGUUCUUCUUUUGGCUGAUAUUUUCGAAAACUUUCGCAAUACGUGCAUAGAGACGUAUCGGCUUGAUCCUUUGCAUUACUAUACCGCUCCGGGUCUAGCUUUUGACGCCAUGUUAAAAGUUACGGGCGUGAAAUUGGAGCUUCUAACUGAUAUUGAUCAACUCAUGUUUAUCGAGAAAGGGAUUAGAGGCGGUAUAACGCAGUGUUCUACUAGAUACGCCAAAGCUAACAACCCGUUCAUGAAAGACUAUAACAGCGACCUUGACACGACGUACCUAUUGUACCUUGACAUUAAUAAUCUUUAUGGUGCCACAAUGUGUAAUUUCUUGCCCUUCGGCGAAUUCUCCUUUGUAGAGGACAUUGAAAAUUUGGACAUACUUAAUCAUCCGGACGAUGCUGACGUAGGAUACAUAGUAGACUGUGAUUUGGACUAUCCCUCCGAGUUGCACGAAUCUGAUAGUGAUUUUCCCAUGGCGCCGGAGCAUAUGAUACCCCUUAAUUCAAAAUUUAAAAAACUGAUGUUAACCUUAUAUCCAAAGCGCGAAUAUGUCGUUCAUUAUAGAAAUUUAAAGAUAUACGUGCAGCACGGUCUAAAAUUAGUAAAAAUAAAUCGAGUAUUGCAGUUCAAGCAGUCUCCGUGGUUGAAAAAAUACAUCGAAUUAAAUAUCGGUAUGCGACAGCGGGCGAAAAAUGAGUUCGAUAAAAAUUUCUAUAAAUUAAUGAUUAAUAGUCCUUUUGGUAAGCUUAUGGAGAACGUGCGGAAAUACAAGGAGGUGCAUUUAUUGACUAAAUGGGGCGGACGUUACGGCGCUAGGGCAUAUAUAUCCAAACCAAACUUCCAUAGUUGUACGAUAUUCGAUAAGGACAUGGUGAUCAUAGAAAUGAAUAGAUUAGAAGUCUUUUUCAAUAAACCUAUAUACGCAGGAUUUGCAGUUUUAGACAUUUCAAAAACGUUUCUUUACGACUUUCAUUAUAACUACGUUUUGAAAAAGUUUCAAAAAUCGUCCGCAAAGCUGUUGUACACCGAUACCGAUAGUUUAAUAUACGCUUUUAACGUUCCCAACAUAUAUGAAAUUAUAAAGGAAGAUAUUCAUAGAUUUGAUACAUCAGAUUAUGAUCCCGAAAACGAGUUUGGAAUUCCUUUGGUAAAUAAAAAAAUUCCGGGGUUAAUGAAGGAUGAAAAUCAUGGUCGUAUAAUGACCGAAUUUGUAGGGUUGCGUGCAAAGAUGUAUUCAUAUGAGGUCGAUGGAAAAUUGAUAAAGAAAUCGAAAGGAUCCACAUCAUCUAGUAUGAGGGACGUUACGAUCGAUGAUUAUAAAAGGUCCUUGUUUAAUAUUGUAACUAUAAAAAAGGAGCAGAAUCUAAUACGAUCGAAGAAGCAUGCCGUAUACACAUUGAAACAAAAUAAGGUCGUAUUAAGUCCUCACGAUGACAAACGCGUCAUAUGCGCUAAUCGUAUCGAUACACGGCCUUGGGGAUAUUGUAAUUUUAGUAAUCCUACCUAA